Messenger RNA from Pygocentrus nattereri (red-bellied piranha), 4095 nucleotides. RefSeq names its product SMC5-SMC6 complex localization factor 1 (gene slf1). The coding region runs from base 294 to 2558 and encodes 754 amino acids. The record is from RefSeq and is a predicted model, not a curated record. The transcript is spliced from 19 exons. Gene Ontology annotation, molecular function: protein binding. NCBI's taxonomy places the organism in Eukaryota, Metazoa, Chordata, Actinopteri, Characiformes, Serrasalmidae. Gene Ontology annotation, biological process: positive regulation of double-strand break repair.
UAGACAUGGAUGCCUACCAGCACAUUUUGUAUGUGAAUUUAAGCGUGUUUUAUUUUUCUUUGUGCUUGUCUUCAUGUAAAACAUUUCGGGAUUUUUUCCCGAAGCAUACAUGUUGAAAGAAGAGGAACUGGUAAAGGAAAGGAGACUUGUGGACAUGACAGCUGCUGCUGCCCGAUAACCUCUGGAAGUGGAGUUUUGGCGCGGCUUCGCAAUAGUGACAGAAACUAGUUAACUAGCGAGCUUUAGACAGAGCUUAUAUCUCCUUUCUGAUUCAUUUACACGGUAAAAUCAGGAUGGUGGGGAAUAAAUAUGUGUUUCAAAUGACUGGAGUCAGGAAUCUCCAGCAGAAAAGAGAGCUUCUUCAAGGCAUCAGGCGGCUACGUGGGAAGUAUAUAGGAGGCUCCGAAUACCAAGAGACGAUGACCCAUCUUAUAGUCACCAGACUUGUGGCGAGUGAGAAGUUCAUUGCAGCAUGUGCUGGAGGGAAGUGGAUAGUAACUCCAGAGUUUGUGCUGGACAGUGUGAAACAACAGGCAUGGCUAUCAGAAGCCUCAUAUGAGUUAAACCUCAGUGCUAACCUUAAGGCUCUUGCUAUUACCAACCCUCUUCAGAAAUGGAGGGAGAAAGUAGCCAGAGGCUUUGUGUCUGGAGCUUUCCAGGGCUGGGUAGUGCGUCUUGAUAUUGAAGAUACUGGUAAAAGGGGCAUGUUCAAAAGAAUACUGAAAGCAGGAAAGGCUGUGGUCUGCACUGACAAGUCGGCUACACAGGCUGUUACACAUGUGUUUACCAAAGAUGGAAGCAAGAUGUCACAAAAUGUCCGAGCACCCUACCACACCAUCAGCUUCAUUGCUCAUCAUCUCUUUGGGUCUCUUUGCUCAAGUUUGAACUGGUCCAUUAAUUUGGACAAACCUAAAUUCCAAGAGAACUUUGUGCAAGAGGAGGCAACUGAGGACAGUUCACUUAAAAUGGAGGAGGAAUCUAUGGACGUAAUGUAUAACUUGCUUCUCUGUGAGCUAGAGGAAAAGCUUAAAGACUACAUUAUGAAAAUGGAGCUGAGAAAGAGGAAGCUGCUAAAAGUCCCAGAGCUUUUCAACUACUAUACGCCCGUCUUUCCAACUCAGGUUGCAACAGUGGAUUUCAGUAAUGUUUGCAGCUUGGUAGAAUGUGGCCUCUUCCCUCAGGCUAUGGAGGAUGUGCAGUGCUCUCUGCAGCCCGGGGUGCUUCCUCCAGCCUCCGCUCUCCAUGCGUGUAUGCAGCAUGCCCUACACGGUGAGGCACAGUCAUACUUUCUCAGCAUGUUCAGCACUGUUCUGAAUGACAUACUGCGGAACAAUCCUACUUGGAGGUCUCCUGGGAGCGUCAAAUACUUCCUCCAGAUCCUGCAGUGCCCACAGUGUAAAAAUGGAGUCUGGCCACUUCUACAAACAUCAGUGAGGUUUUGCUUGUCAAGCGCAGCUACCUGUCACUCACUACCUAGCCCCGCCCCUUCAGAGCUGCUCCGCUUCCAUGGUAACCUGCAGGCGUUCUUUCUCAGGUUGUUUCAGCUGGAACUUCGUGCUGCUAUCUCGUGUGGGGGAGGCUCGCGGACGUCUGUGCUCUACAGCAUGUUCUGGAACGUGUGGGAGAAGUCGAUACUGAGCUCCAGGGCCCUGCAGCAGCUGGCUGAACUGCUGGUAGAGGCCACGCUCUGGGGUCUCCACUCAACUCAGGAGUGGAAAGGGAGAUUGCUGGCCACAUUGCAGGAGAUCCUGGCUGUAGUGGUGGAGUACUGGGCUCAAGAGCAUAGUAAGCUCAACAGCCGUCUGGUGGACAAAGGCUUCCAGGACUUGGCAGAGUACAUAGCCAUCCUGUGCCAAGACCUUCAUCCGGACACUCUGAAAGAGCUGGUUCCUGCCCUGCCCUCUCCUCGGCUCAGGAUGCUCACCGUUGAGGCCAUCUACAGAAACAUCUGCUCCAGAAAUGGCCUGUUCAUCCACCCAGAGCCCCUCUCUCUGCUCAAAAUAGUUUCCUCCUAUCUGAAAGCCCUGGGGCAGUUGUGUGGGUGCAGUCUCAUGCAUGCACACAAUCGCAGGGCAGAGAGAAGCAUCUCCACCGGCUCAGAUAGUCAGGUCUCAAACACAGGAGAAAAAGACCGAGUGGGCGGCUCAGGCUCAGGGAAGGAGAACAUCCCGAGAGGUUUCCACAGAGUCAAUCCUGCAGGGGAGACACUCCUCCAUCGAGCCUGCAAGAGGAACCAGGUGGAGACGGUGCUGCAUAUCCUCAGCCUGCCUGGAACGGACGUCAAUGUUAAAGACCAUGCAGGCUGGACACCCCUUCAUGAAGCAUGUAACCAUGGCAGCAGUGAGUGUGUGGAGGUCUUGCUGCAGAAUUGCCCUGGCCUGCAACUGGACAGUCAGGUGAAGGGAGUGAGCCCACUGCAUGACGCGCUACUCAACCAGCACACAGACAUUGCCAAAAUGCUCUUGCGCCAUGCAGGGGAAAAUCUUGUCAGGACAGAAAUGUUUUUGCCACGUUUGCCUGUUUGGAUGCCAUGUGCAAUCGCUGUGUGUGAGCUUUGAAGUGUGCGACAUGUGUCAACAUACUGGAAGCAGGACGGCUAGACGACGGUUAAGGGACGAGGGGAGGGGGAGGAGAAACGAGCUGUGUCUUUCCCACGCGUCUCGACACCACUCGCCGCUCUACUCUGCUUCAACUAAUUAUAGUUAAUUUGAUUCCGCUCUCCCAUUAACACAUGUACAUAUUCUGGCCUCAAAAAGUAAAUUAGAUUGGGAUUGUUUUGGUCCCGGUGAGAACAUGUUUUUUUUUUUCUUUUCUUCCAAGACGGCAGAGACUAGCCCAAUAGAAGUGAACGAAAAGAGGUCAGAGGAGGAUGUUUGGGAAAAUUAGAAGUGUGAUGUGUCUGGGAAACAGACAGCUACUCAGUACUCAUGACACACACAGACACGCAUACCAAACCUGACUGUGCGAUGGUGGUUAUCCUAUUACUGGCCUCUGCUGUAGAAAUACAGGGUUGGUUUUGAAACUAUUUGAGCAUGUUAUGCGACCAGUGCAUAGUGGUGGAUGAUACGGCCUUAACAUACCACAUAUUUAUAAAACAUGAAUAGUUUCAGGUUUAAAAUCUGAUUGAAGCUCUGUUCCUAGCAGUAACACAUUGCACACAUCAUUUGAAUUCUGUAUUAAAUUAUGAAGCACUCAAAAUUAUCCGGUAAUAAGAAAAAUGCUCAUAUUAUAAGUAUGACAAGUUUGACCAUCUUAAAUAUGCAAGUGUAUUUAUCCCUGACCAAGUACUGGAUUGUGUCCAGUCAUGCCCAUAUCUAACUCUGUUACAUAACUGCUUCAGGCAGGAUUAUUAGUCAUCAAUGUCUGAUGGCAUCGCCAGUCACUGAAAGUUUUCAUCUGUGCUGAUUGUCAAUCAGAUUGCCAUUUUGAAUGUCCAGAAAUGUGAUGUCUGAUUCACAAACGUAAUUAUAUUUCUGUGUCAGAUUUCUUUUAACAAGUUUUUGUUUAUCAUGUAAUGUUAGCCCAUGUUCUUAUUUUUCCUACCUGUUUUCAUGCUUGUUAAACUUAUAAAGCCAUGCAUCAGCCAUCCACAUACAGAAUGCCUUCUUUCACAUUGUGAUGUUUGAGCAAUGGGAAGUGAUGAAAGAAUGAGUGCAGUAAAAUUCAUAGACUUAAUAAUUUUAUUACUGUGCCUUGUGUUGGGCUUUAUUGAAAAGAAAAGAAAAAAACACUCCAGGUGGAAACACGUGAAGGUGCAGGGCUAAACUUCUGUAGGCUUUAUACGUGGAUGUAUCUAAAUGCGGUGAUUUUGGUGACAUCACAAUAAUAGUUCCCUAACUACCAAACCACUGCAGACAGAAAUUUCAGCACUUUUUGUAGGCUUGAUCUGAUCACAGAAAGCUUCGUAAGUUGCUGAUAGUAUAGUCGGUCACUGAUGACUGAUGUCACUGAUGUUAUGAUUUAAGCAUCCAAAAAUGUGCUGUCCGCAACUUUAAGAUGACAAAGUGUUUGUCUCUUUGGCAGAUUUCUUUUAACAAUUUUACAUUUCACAUGUAAUGAUUUUCCAUGUCCUACAUCAACCCUGAUAUUUUGCUU